Molecule: messenger RNA, 7714 nt
Organism: Puntigrus tetrazona (Sumatra barb)
Lineage: Eukaryota; Metazoa; Chordata; Actinopteri; Cypriniformes; Cyprinidae
Gene: mtus2a
Product: microtubule associated tumor suppressor candidate 2a
Exons: 15
Coding region: 371-4303 (1310 amino acids)
Cellular component (GO): cytoplasm; nucleus
Molecular function (GO): microtubule binding
Source: RefSeq, a predicted model, not a curated record
UUGAUAGACCGGGGUCGAGACAAAAAUAGGAGUGGAGUGAUGAACAUGUGAAGAACCCCGUCAAGGUUGCAGCAUCACCAAACGCACAUCUGAUAAAAGCCUAGGUUUGGCACCAGAUGAAUGAACAAGGCAUUUCAAGGUUUCAAGCUGAUGUGAUGUCAUCAAGUGCAUUGCCCUGUUAAGAAGCAAACAAAUACAGCUCAGUUCUCUUGAAAUAGAAAUGGAAAGAAUGUAAGAUUAGGUUUUGAUUCUGCACUCCAUCCAAACUGUAAACUUUAAAGCCUAGGUACAGGCACGUGAGAGAACAAUACCUUUGAUGGAUCCAGGAUUAUCGUGGAGCUUUUGAGAGGGAAGCUCAGACUUAUACAACAUGAAUGUGCAAGGAAAGAUACAACCCGGUGAAGUAAACCAACAAGAGGAAAUACAGAACGACGACAAGCAGCUUUUGCUAGAAACAGUGGAAGACGCCAAUGCCAAUCAAAUCACCAAAGAGAACAUUUAUUCAGAUGACAGAGAGCAUGGCAGCCCACUACCCCCUUUGGUGUCGCACUCUGAAACCCAGGAGAGGAUCAUUAUCUGGGGAACACAUGCUCGAAGUGAAGACCCUGAGCUUGAAGAGUUUGAACUGCUGGAGUGUCAAGAGCUAGAAACAUUUGUAGUGGAAGAAGAAGAACAGGUGGCCAUGCAGAGUGAAAGAAGCAGAAAGGGAGCAAAGCACUUCAGUGACAAAGAGUUGUCAUCUACAGCCAUCAGCACCACUGUUGGCUCCACUUGGAAAGACCACAAUGAAAACCAUAGUCUGGAUGGAGAUGCAAAUGAGAACUCUCAGCCCCUUGACCUCAGGACCUCCAGCUCUCGCUCUGGUGCGAACCGGACCCUGAGAGAUGCACGAAGUGGUUCUGAGAGCAAUGUCUUUUCAUCUUCUCUUUUUGCAGUGACCAGCCUCAGUGGAAGUUUAGCCAGUGCCCUGGACAGUGCAGGCCGCACACAGCCUCUCUCUUCCCAGUCCACCAAGUCUACCUCAGACAAAGGCAGGAACCAGCAUCCAGCUACGACCGAGUCCUACAUCCACUCAGAGAGAAACAGGGAGCUUCCCAGGGAUUUGGACCAAAACCAUAACUCUACCACACUGCCUCAGGAACCACAAUAUGACCGAAGUAAGCUAAUGCAUCCUUCAUAUGGAGCAGUAAAACUGCAAAAAUUUCAAAUGGAAACAGAACAGAAUGCUGGGAAAAGGACGUCAACCGAGGUGCCGAAAGGUAUGGUGAGGGUGCUACCUUCUUGUAGGCAGCUAGUCCGCCCUCUUUCUACUGAAAAACGAAUAACCUCAGGAUACCCCAGCAUAGACACCCAGGUAGACCAGCAACAAUCCCACUCCUCAGAGACGGGUCAGAGCCAUCCACAAGUGCUGCCGACUACAGAGGUCAACAGCAAUCCCAUCGUAGACUCACAGACUCCUUCAAAUCAGACUUUUACACGAGAAGCCCAACGCUUGAAGAGGCAAAGCUCAGCAGAUCGUGCUGCAAGUCCCUCCAGCCUAGAAAGGAAGACUCACUUCAGCCGACGGGCCUACAGCAGUCCAACUAGACCUUCAACACCUCCAUCCCCCAAGAUCACAAGGUCUCCUCAAAGACAGCCUCCUUCCUCACCUAUCAAGACUUUACCUUCUCGAGGUCCUCAGUUGGGUUUUGCUGGGUACAGCUCUGGCUUAAGAGCCCCAGUUAAAACCACAAUCAACACUAACAUCCAUAAAACUCCUCCACAGCAGGCGUCAAUGGAGACCUCCCCUCCAAGCAAGUGCCUGCCAAAACCGAAAAGCGUCCGGCCCAAAAUCAUUACGUACAUUCGGAAGACGCCCCAGGUAAAACCCCAGUCUCUUGAAGGAACUUAUGAGGUGUCAUCCUUACCUACAAGACUCUCAGCAUAUGGCAACACACAAGCCAAACCAUCCAUUGGAGAUCAAGGGGAAGCCGCUGUGCUGAGUGCCUCGAAUUUACUCUAUGAUAAGUAUCGUCAAGAGAUGCAGAAAGUCCGGUUAUUCUCGCCUGGACUCAUGGUGUCUGGGAUUAAGCCACCCAGCAACACCAUGCCCCAUAAAAUGGCAGGCAGAGCAGAUAGCUUCUAUGGGCCUUUCAACAAGCCUCUAUCUGCAGCGGCAGGCAGAUCUCCAUUAGCUCUUGGGUCUCCAAUUUGUGGAUCCGAAGACCCUUCUGGACCCUCUAUGGGAGCACAGGAUAUGGGGAGUCUUUAUCGUCCAUCACGGGGCCUAAGACCCCAGCUAGGUGUUGGUGCUGUAAAUAGGACUCCCUCUGCAGCUGCCAAGAGCAGAAUGGUCUUAACAAGCCAGCCAAAGUCACCACUGGCCCUCAGUCAACCAAUGCAGGCAGUAAACCCUACUACUCAAACCCCUCAGGAACCUCAAGAUCAGAGAAAGCCAGUGGCGACUGGGUUAGCCGCUAAAUCCCUUCUGCCGAAGCCGGCUCAGUCUCAGUCUGGCCUGCGUCCACCCGGUUACUCGCGUCUCCCACCAGCUCGUCUCGCCGCCUUUGGGUUUGUUCGGAGCUCUAGCGUCUCCUCUGUGUCCAGUAACCACUCGACCGACAGCACACGGAGUGACCCCUGCCGACCCGCAUACCGUCCCAACAGUGUAAAUGAUGAGCCACCACCGCUUCACCGCGUCACCACGUCCCCUCCUGGAGACGGAUCCAGAGCACCGUGCCGUAGCACCCCUCAACCCCCCAACACCCCUGCACCCACACGCCGCUCCCUGCUGCCCCCUCCUCGAAGCUCCCCCGUGGCAUCCCGUAAGGAAUUCCAGAAGAGUUCUGACGGCACCCGUUCAUCUCUCUCCUCCCCUAAGAGACUCGCUGUAGUGUCUCCUAAACCACAGUCUCCAGUCCUUCAGAGGCAACAGAGGGCAACAGUGGCGGUCCGAGGCUCAAGCGUGCAGAUUUUGCCUCGCACCGGCUCUCCGGGCCCAGAGAAGAAAAAAGAAGAAGAGGAGAAGAAAGAAAAGGAGCGAGAGGAAGUAGAGAGGCAUGAAGAGAUGCAGCUCUUGCAGGGUCGCUGUGAAGAUCAGGCCAGGCAACUACAGACUCUUCAGACAGAGCUAAAGAAAACCAACAUGAGUCUGGAGGUCUUUGUGAUCUGCACUCAGCACUUCUCCCUCAAGAGUGAAAGUGCUGAGGAGAAGGAGAGAGAGUUGUCCCAGGAACUCAGCCGGAUUCAGCAUGAAGUGGCCUUUAACGCAGCACGCUGGGAGCGUCUUCAGAAGGAGAAGAGAGAGCUGGAGGAGUGUUUUGAGAGGGAGCUGAGAGAGUUACAGGUCCAGCAGGAGUCUGAGCUCGCUACCGUAGAGGAGAACCUGAGAUUACGGCACGCUUCAGACCGAGACCAUCUCAGAGCAGAGCACCAGUCAGAGGUGGAGGAGCUGCAUACCCAGCACCAGGAACAGAUUGAAGAGUUAACUGCCAACCACGAGGCUGCCCUUGAAGACCUGAAGACCAUGCACAACAUCACUAUGUCAACACUGCAGGAAGAGCAUGCCAGGACCAUGAGGGACUUAAGGAAAGCCCAUGAGCAGCAAAAGGCCAGUCUAGAAGAGGACUUUGAGAAACUGCGCCUCUCGCUUCAGGACCAAGUGGACACUCUGACUUUUCAGAACCGGACUCUGAAAGAUAAAGCCAAGCGUUUUGAAGAAGCUCUGAGGAAGAGCACUGACGAACAGAUUGUAGAUGCGCUGGCACCAUAUCAGCACAUCGAGGAGGAUUUGAAGAGUCUGAAGGAGGUUUUGGAGAUGAAGAAUCAGCAAAUUCACGACCAGGAGAAGAAGAUAUGUCAUUUGGAGAAAGUGCAGGCUCAAAAGAACCUGUAUUUGGAGGAGCGGGUCCAGGUGCUUCAGCAGCAGAAUGAAGACCUGAUGGCCCGCAUUGACCGUCAUCUCACAGUCUCAAGACAACUGUCUGAGGAGAACGCAAACCUUCAGGAGUAUGUGGAGAAGGAGACGAAUGAGAAGAAACGGCUGAGCCGCAACAAUGAAGAGCUGCUCUGGCUUCUCCAGACGAGUCCCCAUCUGUCUCCUUCCUCUUCUCCCAUCCACAGAGCCUUCUUCCCCGGGCCGGAUAUCCCUCCUUACCCCUACUCUCCGGGUCCCGGGACCCCCACACACUCCUGUUCUCCGGGCCCCUGUACACCCACUCACAAGGUGGCGUCUUCAGCACCAGGGACGCCCACUCUCAGAGGCUCACCAGCAGCACGCUCGUCCCCUGCUCGGAUCCCAAACGCCAACACUUUACCCAGAUGAGCCCCGGCCACUUCCAUCGCCCAUUUCCUGCAGACCAUCACAGGUUUUAUUUAUUAAGAUAAUGUCAACCCCAGCGGCCAGACAUCCUUUGUCACUUCUGUUUAUUGACUCAAAAAUGUUUCUUUUUUUUUUGUCUCAGAGAAUCGUAUUGCGUAAAUGCAUAGCAUCGGAAUAAAAGAGCUAACGAUGCUAAUGCUAAUGCUCAUGAUGUGCUGCCAACAAUGCUUGGCCUGCAUGGAGGCAGGACCAUUUUUGUGAAUACAGAAGUAGCUCAACUUUGACUCUAAACAUGCUGUUGGGCCCCAACACAAAUGUCUGUAGUUUCUUCUGAAUGACAUACGAGAACUUUAUACAACAAAAAGCACUUUAGGUUUCUGCCCUACCUUCUUCCUACAGAUAAAUGCACCAGCAUUUUUGUGGUCUGGUUUAUUUUUUUAUGCGCUAUGUUUUCUGAUUUUACAAAUCUCCCAAGUUCUAAAUUUAGAAUGUUUCAAAUUAGUCAAGACAUAUAUACUGCAAAAUAUCAUUUUCUUAAUUUUUUUUUCUUACAGUAAAAUUACCAUCGUAUUCUUACAAAUUACAUUGAGCAUCAUUUUUAUUUUAUUUUAUUUUUUUAUCCUAUCCCCAUGGGAUUUUUGUAAAGUAUAACUUUAAAUAUACAUACGCUACCAUUCACAACCUGACAAAAAAAUUUUUAUAAGAUGCCAAAAAGUUUUGUGACAUAUUUGGUGCUAAAAGAGUGGAGCUAAAAGUGUUUUUUUCCCAGAACAGAUGUACAUACAUAUUGAAAUUGGUUUUGUAAGUGUUUCGCUCCGGUUCUAAACUGAGAUGUCCAUUGAGUGUCUAACGCUCAGUGACUUUUUAAAAUAACGUAACAUCCGGCGAAUCUAAAAACGCAAUCGCAAGCAUGCUUAUUAGCUUUAAAAUACACAAUAAAAAUAGUAAUAAUGUGAAAUAUUAUUACCAUUUUAAAAAUAGCUGUUUCUAUUUGAAUACAUUUUUAAAAAACAAGCAAAAAUGCUUAUUAAGAAAAUGAUUUUUCGCAGUAUAAUGGCCUUUUCACAUUGUCUUAACAAACUGCCAUGCCUUCCACCGGUGCAGUAUGUUUUCCAGGACCCUCCAAAAGCCUAAUCCAGCUACUUUACAAAACCAGCUUUUUUUAAAGCAAGCGUUUCUUCAUACACAAAUCAGUUUGCUGAAAUGACACCUUCGCUGGCACAGAUUCGUUGUGGCGGCUUGGUUAACAAGACGAAAAAAAAAACAAAAAACUCUUCAGCGUCAAGUCUGUUCUUCCUAACUUAUCUGACAAAAGCAAGUGCUCUCACUUCAUGCAUGACCUAAAACAGGGAGAUCAAGCAAAUGUAUAGGUACCGACUACAGGAAAUGUUGUAAAUUGUAGUUGUAAUUUUUCUUAGUACUUUGUAAUUUAAUGGACAUUUUGCUACUUGAUGUGCAUGUGACGUAAGUCUUCCAUUCUUAAUGUGAAUCUUAGGAUAGUUGUCAUGUUAGAGUAGAUACUCAGACUCCUGAGGAUGGUAGCGUCCACCUCUGAAGAGAUUUUGAAACAUUUGAGAACGAUAUUUUACCCAUAGCUACUAGGACAGGAGUUUGUUCUUCACGUCACACCUGUCAGAGGUGUGCUGCAGGUACGUCAUAGAUGUGUAAAGGUUUUAUAGAGGUACAAUACGGCAGUUAAACUUAGGUUCGGAUUUAUCUUUGUUGUAAUGCUGGUUACCUCUUGUAUUACCUCUGUAGAGCGUAGCAUAACCUAUAGAGAGAGGUUUCUCUGUAUGAGUGAGCUAGAAAAGAAUGUAACUGUGUCUUUAAAUGUUGUACGAUAAAGUUCAGGGAAAUUACUUAGCUCUGUUUUAAAGGCAGUUCUCAGUUUUUCAGCAAAACGUGAUAUUUUUUGUUUUUGUUUUUUUUAAAUGAACAAUAAGAAGACAUUCCUCUUGCAAAGCGCGUUUUGAUAUUUCAAAACGAAGAGGCCAUUUCUUUGAAUUUUUGAAAAAUUGGAAUUUAUUUUAUUUAAUUUUUUUUUUCUUUUUUUUUUGGUUCGUGUAUUUCUACGAUUGAUACAUCUUUCAAUGGUCAACCUUUGACACUUUUGAUACGAAUGAGAAUUUUUGUAAACUCUUCACUGAUAAUAUUUUUCUAUUAUCAGUUGGUGCUUGUACAGGGUAUCAUACACAGAAAUACAAUAAUCCGCUAUUCAAGACCAGCAAUCUACAAAAAAUCCACACACACACAGCAAACGUGUAUUUGCAGGUGUUUUUCUUCAUUUGAGACCCUCUUGUUUACAGUUUUUUUUUAAUUACUGUGAAAUGUAUUUUUAUCCUAUUUUUAAUGCAUUUUCAAUUAUGUAGCUUUGCAUUUUGAAUUCAUUUCAUUUGCUUCUGUCACUGUGAUAGAAACGAUGUGUCGUUUGUUCAGUUUUUGCUACUCUGGCACAGAUUCCAAGGAGUUUUCUGGAUGUUUCUUAUCAAGCACAAUACUGCGAUAGUAACACGUCUAAAAUUCUGAAUGAUUUUGAUUCACAACAAGUAGUAGAUCAUUUUUUUCAGGAAUGUGCCUUCAUUUAUUGUGCAAAGUAGCAAAAAUGAAAAGGUUAUUACACUAUAGCCACUUAACAAACAGGUUAUUCUGGUUUAAUACCAGAAAAUAAAUUAAUUUUAAAAUAUCGGUUUGCUUAUUUUAUUUAUUAAUAAUAAUUAUUAUUUACUUAAUUAUUUUAAAACUUUUUUAAUUAAUUUUCGAUUUUGAUUUUUGCUUUACUUUUUUUUUCAUAUUGUGUAUUUAUGCUCUAAAUUAAUGUCUCGACAAAAAAAACCUCAGCAACCUCAAUCUGCACCUGCUAUGGUUUAUUACAAAGUACAAAAUUGUUACUAAUCUACAUUUACUAAAAGGAGUAGAUAUGUAUUUAAAUGUAUACUUAAAUCCUGUUUUGCUUUCUCUAUGGCCCUUCGCUAUGGCAUUGGUCCAUAGAUUAUAAUGAAUGAUAUGAAACGACAGAAUCCCGUUCUUUGUCCCGUGGACAUCUAAACUACUGAAUGUUACCUUACCCCUGAUAAUACUGACACGGUCAAUGUAAACUGAAGUGGUGGAGUCACUUAUUGGACUGAAUGAAAUUUGUCCAUCUGUCUAUUUACUAACAUUUGACUUCUAUUAUGUCUUUUCUGACUGGAUUUACAGUCGUUUGUAAGCUAUUUAUUGUGUUGUAGUGCACAGUAAUCGAUGCAUGUUUGUCUUGGAUGGAUCAUUCCUUCAACUUGUACGUUUUCGACUUGUGAUGGUUCACGCUGUAACUGUAGCAUAGAAAAUAUAAUAAGGAAUGGAAAGAAUUUAUAUAUAACUCAUUUGUAUUCACUAUAGGGGGGUGGGGAUGAAUAUUAAAAUGUUUAAAAAAAAAAA